UCGACUCUUAGUCAGUAGCUCGUGCGAUUUUAAAGAGUUUGGCUGCAAUUCACGUGCGGUUGCGCCAAAAAUUUAUUCAGUGGAGAUAGAAAACGGUUCGAAGGACAUAACGCAAAUGUGGACUAGAAAUAUAAAAUAGGAUUGUGAAAUUUAUUGGUGACAUUCACAGAUACGUUUGGUUUGAGAGAAGUUAUAGUGCAGGAUAUUGAGUGGAUUGGAAGAAGGACAAGAAGGAUUUUCCUAUCCUGAAUUCAUUGCUUUUGGAUACUUCACGUUUUAUAUAAAAGUUAUGCGACGUAUUAAGAGAUAAUAGCACUACAAAUGUUUUCUACGGAUUUCAACCCUAUCAGUAGGAAAGCCAAAAUGUCGAACAUUCUUAGGAAUUUUCAUACAGUAAUAGUAUGGAUUCUUAUAAGUAAUAUUUUAACAGCAUUAGCACAAACCACAUGUAACAAUGGCCUGGGAAGAGUCCUCUAUGAACGUCUUCCAAACCAGCAAUUACAAGGAUUCGAUGAUGAUAUUUUCCGCGACACUGCCCCACCAUUCCGAGUUCUGGAGAAAUGUCAGGAUCUCUGUCUUCGAGAUCGGACCUCCGCCAAUAAUUUAGUCCGAGUAUGCACGAGUUUUGACUUCCAACCGGGAAGCAGAAUCGCUUCCUUUAGCGGAAGUGCAGAAUAUGAAGAAUCAACCUGCUACCUAACAAGAGAGCAAGCUGCACCAGAAGGGAUUGGUAAUUUGAUGCUGGUCCCGAAUAGUGUUCACUUCGUUGAAGUUUGUCUAACUUCAAGCCGUCCCGAAAGAGAAUGCCCCAGCCGACGUUAUGUGUUUGAAAGGCAUCCAAGGAAGAAACUAAAACUGCCCAUCUCAGAUAUUAAAGAAAUAACUGCCGCAAAUCGUUCAGACUGUGAAGAUAAAUGUCUUAAUGAAUUCUCAUUUGUAUGUCGAUCAGCGAAUUAUGAUUCAAACCUGCGCACCUGUAGUUUAAGCCGCUUUACUCGAAGAACACAUCCUGAACUUCUAGAAGACGAUGCAAACUCGGAUUACUUAGAAAACACAUGCCUAAAUGCCGAAAGAAGAUGUGAUGGUCUUGCUGUCUUUGUAAAAGAAGAGAACAAACGUCUCGGCGGACCAUUUGAGGUGGACAUAUUCAACAAUAUGACCUUAGAGGAAUGUCAGACCAUGUGCCUGAGAGCGGAAAAAUACUUUUGUCGCUCGGUUGAAUUCGAUGACCAAACCAAACAAUGUAUUCUAUCCGAAGAAGAUUCAAUUUCUCAAAAGGACGACAUAAGUAUCAGUUCCAGUCCAACACAUCACUUCUACGAUUUAGUGUGCCUCGAUAACCGUAAGUACCCCCAAUUGAUUUCAAACUGCCGCAAGGUGAACUCCAUUAAAAUAAAUCAUGUUAAAUUCAUUAUUAGUACCAUAACCGCUCCCGUAACUCAAUACAUCUUAUCACCCACAGAACGAGGCACCGAUUACCCAGAUAAUUCAGUAACCUCCCAUCUGUUCUCGAGUGGCCGCAGACCAGAUACCGCCUUCCAACGAUACAGAAACUCAAGGCUCGGCGGAGAGUUCCACUCUGAAAUUACAGGACGAUCCUUGAGCGAAUGUUUAGACGAGUGCUUGCGGCAAACGAGUUUCCAAUGCAGAUCGGCCGUGUACAGCGAUCGAUUCAGGACGUGUCGUCUGAGCAGGUAUAAUCAGCGGGACGGAAUGAGGAUUAUUUAUGACGCCGAUUACGACUACUAUGAAAAUUUAAUGCUGAAUGUUGUUGGAAGCGGAGAUGAUGAUCGACAAAAUCAGCGUCCAGAUGCCGGAAGUGGCGAUCGAGAUAGAUUCCCUGGUAAAUACCCCUCAACCGAUGGCAAAUAUCCCUACGACAAGCAUCCCAUGAGCCCAGACUAUGAUCGUUAUCCAGCUGACAAAUAUCCAGGAGACAGAUAUCCAGCUGGCGACCGCUACCCACCUGGUUCAGAUAGAGAUCGUUUGCCAGGGGGAGACCGUUAUCCACCUGGUGGAGAUCGCUACCCUACAGGUGGUGAUCGUUAUCCAGGAGGGGGUGACCGCUACCCGCCUGGUGGAGAUCGCUAUCCUGGUGGUGGAGAUCGCUAUCCUAGUGGCGGUGAUCGUUAUCCAGGAGGAGGUGACCGCUACCCAAGCGGUGGUGAUCGCUAUCCCAGCGGAGGAGAUCGCUACCCUGGGGGUGACAGAUAUCCUGAUAUGGACAGAGAUCGAUAUCCCGGAAUGGAUCGUGAUCGUUAUCCCGGUAUGGAUAGAGACAGGCCGCCAGGCAUGGAUCGCGACAGAUACCCAGGCGGUGAUCGUGAUAGAUAUCCAGGUAUGGAUAGAGACAGAUAUCCUGGAAUGGACAGAGAUAGAGAUAGGUAUCCGGGGAUGGGUGGUAUGGACAGAGAUAAAUUCCCGCCAGAUGAAAAAUAUCCGCCAGAAGAAUUUUAUCCCGGCGACAAAGAUAAAGAUCGAUAUCCAGGCGGUUAUGAUCGUGACCGUGAUCGUGACCGAGAUCGUUAUCCAGGUGGAGGUGGUAGAUAUGCCGAUAGAGAUCGUUAUCCCGAUAGAGAUCGUUAUCCAGGUGGAGGUGAUAGAUUUCCCGAUAGAGAUCGUUUCCCGCCCGAGCGAUAUCCGCCAAUCACUGACAAUAGAUACCCGGACGAUGGUUAUAGGCCGUUACGUCCAGACAUCGGCGGUAGAGACUAUUACGCCUUCCAUCAAUUCUCAGAGCGUUUCUCCCCUCACUCCCGUUAUCCAGGUGGAGACCUCCCAGAUAGAUAUCCUCCCGGACGUUUCCCACCCCGUUAUCCUCCCCCAGGAAUUGAUGGACCACCAGACGGUCGAUUCCCAGACAGCAGAUAUCGUCCUUCGUCUUAUCCUAUUGAUGGCCCUCCUGGCCGGCCUGGAUAUCCUCCUUUGGAACCAGGGCGAUUUGCACCUCCUGAGCCACCAAGAAGAUACCCUCCAAUAGAUAUACCUGGAUCCCGAAGACCGAUAGUCGAUCCAGGACGUUACCCAGAUUCAGAUAAGCCAUAUCCUCCUCCAACAGGUGAUAGUAAGUUCCCUCCUACAUCUCCUAAUCGAUUCCCAGUGGGUAGUGAUAGAUUCCCCGUUGAUAUUUACAAAUAUGGCAACAGAGAACGAUUCCCAAGCGGAUCAGGCUAUGACCGCUUCCCGCCACCACCAUCCUAUUACGACCUAGAAUAUGAUGACCGAUUCAGCAGCGAUAGACGCUAUGGAGGACGACGAGGUUAUUCGAGUUACGGCUCUUCAUAUGAUCGGGAAUAUGACGGAGGCUUCAUACGACGUCCCAUACCUCCAGGCGGCGCUGGGUACCCACAAUUUGAACCCCCUUAUCGACCUUCACCUCAAUCAGGCUACGAUAAUACAAUAAAUGCUAUCUCUGGUGAUGGAUUCGGCGGGUAUGGUCCCAUUCGACCACAACCAACGCGAUGCGAUGAUAUGGAGAACUUCAAGCAGAUGGCAUCACGCCGCAAAAUGAGAAGACAAUUUAUCCGGAAAUCAUUCACGGUUCCUACUCUGUUGCAAUGUCAAAGGGAGUGUAUAGACUCAAGAGAGUUCUUCUGUAGAAGUUUCAAUUUCAGAGAAUCUAUUGGAUCAUAUGAUGAUCGUGACUUGCCGAAUUGCGAGCUAAGUGAUCGCGAUACCCGGGAAUUGGACCUACAAAACCCUAAUAUGUUCGAUUCGGCUGCGUACGACUACUAUGAAAGGAGUGCUGGUCGAAAUGGAUAUGAUGGUGAAUGUCUUGAUGUCUCCCAAGUUUGCAGCGAAGAUGGCAUGGAAUUUACACUAAGAACACCUGAAGGUUUUGUUGGAAGGAUAUACACUUACGGAUUCUAUGACAGGUGCUUCUUCCGUGGCAAUGGUGGAACAGUAAAUGUCCUAAAAAUAAGUGGACAACAAGGAUAUCCAGAGUGCGGAACACAGAAGUAUGGCGACACCCUCACAAACAUCGUCGUCGUCCAAUUCUCUGACCAUGUACAAACGAGCCGGGACAAGAGAUUCAAUUUGACCUGUGUCUUCAGAGGACCUGGUGAAGCCGUAGUCACAUCUGGAUAUAUCGGAGCCGGUUCUUACGAUCCCGACAGAUCUGGAAGUCCAAUACCUAUAGAAUAUCUCCCAGCGGAGAACACGCUCAGCUCGAAGGUCCGUUUAAUGAUCCUAUACCAAGGAAGGCCCACAACAACAAUUGCCGUUGGAGAUCCUCUCACAUUCCGUCUGGAAGCUCAGGAGGGAUACAACCAAGUUACCGACAUAUUUGCCACCAAUGUUGUUGCUCGCGAUCCUUAUUCAGGAAGAAGUAUACAGUUGAUCGAUAGAUUCGGAUGUCCUGUCGAUCCAUUCGUUUUCCCUGAACUAGACAAACUGCGUGAUGGGGACAUUCUGGAAGCAAGAUUCAAUGCCUUCAAGAUUCCUGAAUCCAAUUUCUUAGUUUUCGAAGCUACAGUCAGAACCUGCCGAGAGGGAUGCCAACCAGCCUAUUGUCCUGGACCCUCUGGAAGGUCAGAACCGUCAUUUGGAAGGCGUCGCCGAUCUCUGAAUGAAACUGAAAAUGAAAUAACGACCGAGGAGAACGUCAUAGAAGUUAAUGGCACUAUUUCAAAUGACUCCGAUACAAAUAAAACUGAAAGUAUGAACGAAAUAAUAUCGGAGGAGCCAGAGCACGUUAGGGAGAUGAUUGAGAAUUGCGUAUAUAAAUUGCAGGUCUUUGAAACCCGAGAUGAAAUCGAACAAGAAUCCUUUGCAAGGAAGCUGGUCGCACCUAUUGAAACUGUCUGCAUGACUCCUUCAGAAUACCAUGGACUUAUUACCGCCGUAAUUCUGCUGAUGAUACUUUUGUUCAGCAUCACUUUAGUGGCUGGACUCGCUUACAGACGUUACUGGAAGAUUAUGUCAAAAAAUCGUGUAGCUGAUCGCUCCUCCCCAGUGAACUCAUUUGUACCAUCUACGAUUCGCACCCAUGAACCCUUCCAUGAGCCAAGUCAAAGUACUGCAUCGCGGAGAGCAGCAAAUCUGAAAGCAAGUGGUAUAUCCUUCUUUGGAAAUGGACUGCAGAAAACUUUUGCAACGGGAAAUUUGUCCAGGAUGUGUCAGAUACCGGUUGUGAACCCAAUUCGAAAUAAUGCGAAUAAUUUUGAUGAUCCAAGUGAACCUAUCUAUACUGAUCCAUCGCUAUUUGAACGAUCAAGAUCGCUUCGAAGUCUGUCAGAAGAGGGACGAGGCAAUGAAGUUUAAAAGCAAUGCACCCGGCCUUUCUCUACCCUUGUAAAUAGAAUAAAUCUUUUUUAUGAUAUCCGUAACUUACAUUAUUGUAAUUCAAAUAGGAUGGAUUUGAAUAAAUAUCUACUGCAAGAAACAGAUAUGAAAUAAAAAUUUAAAAGAUAUAAUAACAUUUAUAUGCAAUUAUUAGAAACUAAGUAACUUUUGCUAUCUUGCUAUUUGGAAUAUGAUAAAGUUCUCUAAUAUUUUAUAUAAUUUCUUUAAUAGUAAUGUAAAUUUAAUGAAAAAAAGCUCACAUUACAGAUAACUGUGAUUUUAACUCCAUUUUUAUUUGCAGUAAAUUAUGUGACUUUGCAAUCAUGAUGCUAAUUAUACCAAAGAAUAUUAAAAGGAAAAUAUAUCAUUGGAAGGAAAAACAAGGAACUAUUAGGAAUUUUUUAGAACAUUUCAAUUUGAUUUAACAAAUUUUUUUUUAAGAAUAUUAAAUAAAAUUUUCCAAUGAAAACAUCUAUAUGAUUAAUGAUUAUUAUAUGAUUAAUGGAAUUAUUUUAUUAAAAAAAUGGUACUUCUCCUAAUUCUAUAACAGCCUUUGCAGCAGCUUUUGAUUUGAAAGGUAUCUUCCAAAUAUAUUGUCCAUUUCAUUUUUACUUUUCCUUUCCGUGAAAAUAAUGGGCACACGGGAAAACCAUAAACGAACCAUAUAUAAAAUAGAUAUCAAAGGAAAUCAUGGAAUUAUUGAAAUUUACAAAAUAUAUUCAAAUCGAAAAUUAUAAUUCUUUAAAUUUUUCAAAUAUUAUAGUUGGCAUAUUACUGUAGUAUUUACUUUAUAUUUUAGAAGCUGCUAUUAUAUUAUAUAUUAUCUUUUCCAACAACCGCAAAAGCAACAAUCUUUCCAAGUUCCUUGUUAUUAUCAUUUCAGAUACAAUUUAUAUUUUUCAUUUACACUACGUAUAAGAACAUGCAUGCACCGUCGUCUGCUUUCUUUGAAUUUACCAUAAUAUUAUUGCAAUUUAUUCCCUACAACAUUUACGACCCCAAAACAAUCAACAUAAACAUUUUUGUCUUUAAAUUAUAAGUAUUACGUCUUAAUUAUGCAUACGUAAACACAUGAAUACAUAUGGGUGAAAUUUUGGAUAAAGCAAAUUGGAAAUUUUAUUUUUUAAUAAGUUAUUUAAGUGAAUUGCUGUAGUUUUUUUAGAAUGAGAAUAAAUAUGAUUUU
This is a messenger RNA of Hermetia illucens (black soldier fly), 6469 nucleotides long. RefSeq lists its product as uncharacterized. Lineage: Eukaryota; Metazoa; Arthropoda; Insecta; Diptera; Stratiomyidae. The record is from RefSeq and is a predicted model, not a curated record. The transcript has 25 exons. The coding region runs from base 322 to 5265 and encodes 1647 amino acids.